AUGCAUAUCGGCAUCUCCCCCGUUUUGGCCCUGGCCACCAUUGUCACCGGCUUCGUCGCCGCGCAAGCUCACGGCUCUUUCAAGCAGCUUGAGGAUCACCAUUCCCUCAACGAGCGUGCAGUCCCCGACGUCGCCGUUGCUGACGUUUAUCCCGCUACGGACGCUACAGAAGAAGGACCUCCCCACGUCUACACACCUCAAGACCCCCCUCCCGCUGAGCUUGCCAAGCGCGCCAACAUCGAGUACAUUGGACACAAUGGUGGAUAUGGAAAGGGCGUCUAUAUGUGCACUGACAAGAAUUGGAACGGAAACUGCUGGCAUAUAUCUUUGAAUGCAAGGUCGUGCUGGAAUCUGGGAAUAGGCUUGGAUAAAAAGGCCUCUAGCGGAGGGCCGGACAAAGGCUACAUAUGCUACUUUUACAAAGAAGCGAACUGUAAGGGCGACUAUAGGGCUUUCUAUAAGCCCGGAUUCAGUGACUUCAAGGGUAUCGAUUUCAACGACAAAACGCGUAGCGUCAAAUGUCAUAACACCUAAACGUGAGAAAGACGUAACAUGUAUGAAUAGAUCAGCAUCUGGUUAGACC
This is a messenger RNA of Aplosporella prunicola CBS 121167, 583 nucleotides long. RefSeq lists its product as uncharacterized. The record is from RefSeq and is a predicted model, not a curated record. NCBI's taxonomy places the organism in Eukaryota, Fungi, Ascomycota, Dothideomycetes, Botryosphaeriales, Aplosporellaceae. Bases 1 to 534 code for a protein of 177 amino acids. The transcript has 2 exons.